AUGUCUGAAAAAGAGGAAGCAAAACCGAAGCCCCUUCCACCUGUUGUUAAUUUCCUAAAGGCCGGGCUGUCAGGAAUGUGCGGUACUUGCAUUUGCCACCCGAUGGACGUGAUGAAAAACCGAAUGCAAAUGUCUCCGGGUGUCCCCGUGUCGGAAAUUAUCAAGAAAAUCUCGAAGACGGAAGGAAUUUUCAGUUUCUACUCAGGACUUUCGGCAGGCCUCGUGAGACAGGCCACCUACACAACGACCAGGCUGGGAAUUUACAACCAACUGCAGGAUUACUGGAAAGCGAAUUACCCGAGUCCUCCCAAUUUUCGGGUUUUGUGCGGCAUGGCGAUGUGCUCCGGCUGCUGCGGAGCUUUCGUCGGCACUCCAGCAGAGGUCGCCCUGGUCAGAAUGACUUCGGAUGGACGAUUACCACCGAGUGAACGAAGGAAUUAUAAGAACGUAUUCGACGCUUUCUUGCGAAUCGCCAGGGAAGAAGGACCGACGACACUUUGGCGUGGAACCGUCGCCACAGUUGGUAGAGCAGCCGUCGUCAACGUCUCCCAACUGGCAACUUACAGCCAAUCUAAACAGAUCAUCUCUACCAAAUUUGGCGUCCCUGAAAGCCUGGUGUUGCAUUUCUACGCAUCCAUGGUGUCGGGCUUCUUCACCGCGUUCAACUCCAUGCCCUUCGACAUUGCGAAGACAAGAAUCCAGAAUUCGAAAUCAUCAGGCAAACCACCAGGAGUGAUCACCGUGAUUAUGGAAAUCACGAAGAAAGAGGGAGUCCCAGCCCUUUGGAGAGGAUUUUGGCCCACCUACGGUAGAAUAGGACCCAUGACUAUGAUCGUCCUCAUCCUGAACGAACAGUUCACACAUUUAUACAGAGCAAUCUUUAAGUAA
This is a messenger RNA of Orussus abietinus, 888 nucleotides long. Its product is annotated as mitochondrial 2-oxoglutarate/malate carrier protein. NCBI's taxonomy places the organism in Eukaryota, Metazoa, Arthropoda, Insecta, Hymenoptera, Orussidae. The transcript has 6 exons. Bases 1 to 888 code for a protein of 295 amino acids. Gene Ontology annotation, biological process: succinate transmembrane transport; phosphate ion transmembrane transport; thiosulfate transport. The record is from RefSeq and is a predicted model, not a curated record. Gene Ontology annotation, molecular function: oxaloacetate transmembrane transporter activity; antiporter activity; thiosulfate transmembrane transporter activity.